AUGACUUUAGCGGAUAUAGCCAGGGAUAUAACGAGGUUUACGUUGCAAAACGUGAAUGAUGCGAUUUCGUUUAAGCCCCAUCUUUGUCAUGAGGUUCCGGCGAGGCACUACGAUGCGCUGCGCCAGGAGUAUAUUUCUUUUACGGGGACGUCGAUUCGGAAGAAUAAGUAUAAGCUUUAUUACUUGCCGACGAAUGUUUUCGACGAGUUGCAGGUGUUGAGCCAGCCCGUCCCGGAGAUGAUGAGGGCUGGGGAGCAGCAGCAGCAGCGGUUUGACGUGGAGGGUGGUAAAGAUGUGGAUGGCCGGGCAGCGGAUUUGGGGUAUGGGUUUCAGUGUGGAGAUGCAGGGGCCGGUGGGGCAGCGACGGUGUAUUAUAAGAAACGGCUGAUUACGGAGUUGGAUUACGAGAACGUGAAGAGGGUGGAGAAGGCGUGUAUGCUGAUUGCGUAUGCGGCCGUGAACCAGUGCUUGCAGAUUGAAACGUGCGACGUUGGCAGCAGCGGCGCGACGGGGUGUGCGGCCGGUGGUUAUGGCAAUGCCAACGAGGAUGAUGAGGACGGGCGGGAGAAUAGUUCGGCCACGGGCGAGGAGUACUGCGAAGAGUGUGCGCGCAAGUCGCUGGAGAGGGGCGAGAUGCUUGGUUUCAGAGAGCUUGGGUACUUGAUCAAUAUCACGCCGUGGCAUUUUCACCGGGUGUUCAAGGUCAUAGCCGGGCUUACGAUACGUGAGUACGGCCAGCUGUGCUGUGAUUUUUUGAAGGGCCAAGAAGACAUUCUUUUCAGGGUACGCGAUAGGGUUGCUUUGUCGCGUGAAAGCGGUGAUAUGUUUUCUUGUUUGGAAGAUGAAGAAUUUAUGCAUGAAGACGCCAUUUUUAUCACUGGAGCCGGCGACGACGCUAUAAGUGGUGCCAACGACCGCGGCCCUCGCGGAGCCGGCAGUGGUGGCGACAACUUUGUCAUUCUGGCAGACUACUUUAUAGACCCAAACAAAUCAAAAGAGCUCAAGAAGAAGCUCAAGGAGCAGAAGUCCAAUAAUUCAUCUGCCUCCUCUAGCGCUAGGAAUUCUACGUCCACGGCGGCUGCUGCUGCCGACACCAACAACAGCCGGGUGGAGUUGCGCAAGCGCAGGUACAGCCUGAUGUCACAGCGUAUUAUGAAAGCCUCGCCAUCUAGCAUCAAAAACAACCCCACCAUCAUGGAUUGUCUCGAGAACUCCACCUUAACACGUGAAGAGUACGAAAGGCGCCAGAAGCAGAAACACCUGCAGCGUAGCAAGAUGAAAAGAAGAAAAAAAUCGAUUGUCUCUACUGCGUCUGCGGUUCGCAAGCCGCCCCUAUAUGGUGGGCGGCGCAGUAUAGCUAGCGGAAGCAGUAGCGGUGGAGGCCUCGAUUCCCAUAGCAUCCUGAAGAACGCCGUGGUCAAGCACGAGGGGGAGGCCGCGGUAGCUGCCGCCAGAGGCCAAACAGAGCACCCUGCCGGCGCAGCUGUGGCGGACGACCAACUAGCCAUGUUCCAAAGCCUAGCGGGACGUAUCACAAACAUUCCGUCCACCACCUCGUCCACCUCGUCCACCUCAUCUGCGUUACUCUCUAGCUGCGACUACGAGCAGGACAACCAGUCGUUGGGCCACUUUUCAAGCCCCACCCAGUCGGUGCUGGACUUCAAAUUUCCAACCUCCAUGUCCUCGGACGAGGCCGCCUCUGAUCUGAAUUCCGUGCUGAACGGCACCACGCCUGCCACCGCCGCCACUGCUGCUGUCUCUGGAGACAGCAGCAGCAGCAGCAUAUUACCCGGAGGCAGCGCGGCGACUACUGCGACGUCGACCGCCACUGCGACCGCCGCAGUCUCGAAUGACAUCUUUGGCGGCGACUCGUACAAGUACAACCUGGGCCUCGGCCUCGGCCUCGGUCCCAUGGGUGGCAACGAGGCCGCGUCGGCGGCCUCGCUCUCCGGCGUAGCCGGAGUGGCGCCAACAUCCAGGAACCACUUGUUCUACGAUUCCUCCAUGCUGCCCUCCUUCGCCCACCCAACAGCAGUCGCGGACCUGGCCGCUUCUUCAACUGCCGCCGCGGCGGUCGCCGCCGGCACUGCAAGCACCGCCAACAACGGCAACUACAACCUCACCUCCAUGACAGGCGGCGCGGGCGGCAGCGGCAGCAGCGCUUUAGCUGCCGCCGCCCCCCAACCCCAACAACACCACCAAUACCAAUUCCAACACCAGCAGCUGCAGCAACAACAGCAGCUGCUGUUUGACUUCGGGCCCCUUUUCGACGCCGCCAUCCCCCCAAACAGCACCCCUGGAGUUUACGGCAAUGCCGCUUUGGGCACAAUGGAGUAUCUAAUAUCCUCCUCUGCGGGUCUUUUCGAGGACGAUGACGACGGCUUGUAA
Molecule: messenger RNA, 2388 nt
Organism: Eremothecium cymbalariae DBVPG#7215
Lineage: Eukaryota; Fungi; Ascomycota; Saccharomycetes; Saccharomycetales; Saccharomycetaceae
Exons: 1
Coding region: 1-2388 (795 amino acids)
Source: RefSeq, a predicted model, not a curated record